CUUUCUCGGGUCUCGAGACCGUCUGUUACUGUGGUAACGACUAUAAACAACAUUAUGAAUGGUUAGCCAAUGGCUAAAACGCCAGCAUUUACACAAUCUGUGUUCAAUUUAUUUGUUGUUAGGUCUUAAUUCUCAUUAUAUGAAGCACUUCUCAUUAACUUGAGCUUUUAACAUUUUGAACAGGUAAGUUAGCUGACUGGUCACUCAGUAAAGCCAACUGAAAAAUGUCAGAUGUUGAUGAAGAUGAGGUGUUCCAUGGGGAUUCAGAGGGAGAAGGGCAGAGCGAAGAUAUUCAAGAAGAGGAAACGUCUGAACAGGAUCAGAUCGAGACUUGUCCUUUGACACAGGACAUAAUAGUCCAAGGCCUGUCUUUACUGUGCCGCACAGGAAAUGGACUUGCUCAUGCGUUUGUCAAACUUGAUCUAAAAGAAAGGCACCUGUCUGAUAUUGUCUUGCUGAGCUCCCUUGUCCAUCUGCGUUUCUUGGACAUCUCCUCCAAUUACCUGACGGACCUUUCUCCACUGGCUGCCUUAACACAGCUCCUUUGGCUAAAGGGUGAUAGCAAUCGGCUUCAAAGGUUUAAAGGUCAGCCGCUGGAUCAGUUCACAUACCUGCAAUGGCUCAGCCUGGCGGUCAAUCGUCUGUGUGAUAUGGAAGGGCUUGGUGGGCCUUCCCUUGAAACCCUUAAUCUAAUUGGUAAUGGCAUUCAGAGGGUUUUCGGUCUUGAAUAUCACAGACUGACCAAUCUGGUGACUCUGGAGCUGCGAGGGAACCGCUUAGAAACUACAGAUGGAAUUUACCUCCCCAACUUGCGUCGUCUUUAUCUGGCCCAGAAUAAAAUAAAACGGUUAGAAGGUCUGGAGAAACUGGAGCGCUUAACAAUUCUUCACCUCAGAGACAACCAGCUAGAGACACUUGAUGGAAUCAGUCCCAGUAUGAAAUCUCUGCAGUACCUUAAUGUCAGGGGCAACUUGGUAUCGUCCCAGCAGGCACUGCAAAGCCUAAUGGGAGUUAUGCACACACUGCGGGCCCUGGUGUUGGCAGAGAACCCUCUCUCAGAGACAGAGGAUUAUCGGCUCUUUGUGCUUGCACAACUCCCAUUUCUUGAAAGACUAGACAAAGAGUCUGUCUCCUCUGAGGAGAGGUCCGAAGCUCAGGAAAGAUUCAGGGAAUUUCAAGACUCCCCAGAACAAGAGGACCAUUAAAUGUGACAAUAGGGAACAGAGUUACAUUCAUUUGUCUGCAUUUCUGUUAAGGACAUUGUUGGCCGUAGCACCUAACUAAGGUGUGUAUGCUUCACUGUGCCUAAAUAAAUUAAUUCCAUCA
Messenger RNA from Colossoma macropomum (tambaqui), 1326 nucleotides. It is a transcript of the gene lrrc23, whose product is annotated as leucine rich repeat containing 23. Gene Ontology annotation, molecular function: protein binding. Lineage: Eukaryota; Metazoa; Chordata; Actinopteri; Characiformes; Serrasalmidae. The record is from RefSeq and is a predicted model, not a curated record. The transcript is spliced from 8 exons. The coding region runs from base 225 to 1205 and encodes 326 amino acids.